Trichoderma gamsii is the source of this 801-nucleotide messenger RNA. Its product is annotated as thymidylate kinase. Gene Ontology annotation, biological process: dUDP biosynthetic process; dTTP biosynthetic process; dTDP biosynthetic process. The coding region runs from base 1 to 801 and encodes 266 amino acids. NCBI's taxonomy places the organism in Eukaryota, Fungi, Ascomycota, Sordariomycetes, Hypocreales, Hypocreaceae. The record is from RefSeq and is a predicted model, not a curated record. The transcript has 3 exons. Gene Ontology annotation, cellular component: nucleus; cytosol; cytoplasm. Gene Ontology annotation, molecular function: ATP binding; dTMP kinase activity.
AUGUCCUCCAUCCACGACCUCGCCGCAGCCGCUGUCGCCGGCACCGCUUCGUCCAGCCACGGCGAGGACGGCAGCGGAGCGACCAAGAGGAGGGGCGCGUUCAUUGUGCUCGAGGGCCUGGAUCGCAGCGGCAAGACGACGCAGGUGAAGCUGCUGGAGCAGCGGUUUGUGGAGGAGGGGCGGCCGGCCAAGGUGAUGAGAUUUCCGGAUAGGACGACGGCGAUUGGGCAGAUGAUUGAUGGCUACUUGAAGAGCCAUGUUGAUUUGGACGACCAUGCGAUUCAUUUGCUGUUUAGCGCCAACCGCUGGGAAUCUGCCGCCCAAAUCAGGGCCUACCUCGCCGCCGGCAUCAGCGUCGUCUCCGACCGCUUUUACCACUCCGGCAUCGUCUACUCCGCCGCAAAGAAGAACCCGCACCUGCCGCUCUCCUGGGCGCGCUCGCCAGACGUCGGCCUGCCCCGUCCGGACGUGGUGCUCUUUUUGGAUCUGGACGAGGAGACGGCGCGGUCGAGGGGCGGUUGGGGCAGCGAAAAGUACGAAAAGGAGGAGAUGCAGCGGACGGUGCGGGAGCUGUUUUGGGCGCUGAGCAUGGGCGGGAAGGAUAUCAAGGGGCAGGACUUGUUGCAGCAGAUGGGCGGGAUUGAGGGCCCGUCGUGGAGGCAGGAUGAGGAGGAUCUGGUGGUGGUGGAUGCGAGUCGGCCGGUGGAGGAUGUGGCGGAGGCGAUUUGGAGAAAGGUCAAGGCGAGGGUGGAUAGGGUUGAUAUUGGGGAGAUGGGCAAGGUGGUGAGGACUGCGUUGUAG